UCGCCUCGCGCAGUAGUCAGUCCUCUCUGCUCAGCCUUUAGCAACAUAGGUUUUUCCUUUCCUUCUCUUUCAGCAAACCAGAGUGUCGCCACAGAGAUCCUCCAAUGGGGUACAUACAGGAAGCACGUGAGAAUCACGUGAAGAAGAAGGUAGAAGAAGCGCUGAGGAGCAAAAUGAAGCAGAAGGCGAUGAAGGAGUGUAAGGAUUACGCGGCCAAAUAUGCAGAGUGCUCUACCGGCAGAACCAUCUCCGUUGUUUGGCAGUGCCGACAAGAAGCCAAGGAAUUGAACAAUUGUCUUCACCAAUACACUAAUGAUGAUGUCUUGGAGCAAAUGAAAAAGGAUUACAUGCUUCAAGAGGAGCAGAAGGGGUCUACCAGAAAUCUAAAUUCAUCCUCUAUCUAAGUUAUAGACGACACAGUUAGCACUGAGUUUGUUGUUAAGCUGAAUAUUUUUAAUGUUUUCCUGAUACUGGUUAUGCUGCAUUUUAGUCACUCAUCGGUUCAUAUUUCAACUAUUCAUCAGUUGUGUUAUAUUGAUAUCAGCCGUGGUGCAAUAGCUGUCCAGGCUUGCGAGAUUCUCUAUCUUGGAAGAAUGACUGGCCAAUACUGUUUGUAUUUAGAAUCAUGUCGAAAUAUGGAUAUGAAAUUUGGUCUUGCAGGCUAGA
This is a messenger RNA of Argentina anserina (silverweed cinquefoil), 666 nucleotides long. RefSeq lists its product as uncharacterized. Bases 105 to 404 code for a protein of 99 amino acids. Gene Ontology annotation, cellular component: mitochondrion. The transcript has 3 exons. NCBI's taxonomy places the organism in Eukaryota, Viridiplantae, Streptophyta, Magnoliopsida, Rosales, Rosaceae. The record is from RefSeq and is a predicted model, not a curated record.